This is a messenger RNA of Patiria miniata (bat star), 852 nucleotides long. RefSeq names its product complement C1q subcomponent subunit B-like. The transcript is spliced from 2 exons. Gene Ontology annotation, molecular function: protein binding. NCBI's taxonomy places the organism in Eukaryota, Metazoa, Echinodermata, Asteroidea, Valvatida, Asterinidae. The coding region runs from base 1 to 852 and encodes 283 amino acids. The record is from RefSeq and is a predicted model, not a curated record.
AUGAAGAUAUGUGUGGCCAUCAUUCUGUCAAUCGCCCUCUUUCUGGGUAAUUUUGUCAAGCUCCGAGCUUCCGUUACUGGGCCGGUUCCCUCGGACGGUGAUGGUCCUGCGUCUCAGGUGUGUCAGCAGUGCUGCCAGGGACCUGCCGCAAUACCCGGCAUACCAGGUCUGCCUGGACCGAUGGGACAGAUGGGGCCGUACGGUCAGCCGGGGUCAAAGGGUGAUGUUGGUGAGCCAGGUCAAAAAGGUGAGUUGGGACAGAUUGGCCCUGUUGGUGAGCAGGGUGCAUCUGGGAACCCUGGAGACGACGGGAUAGGCUUUCCUGGCAAGAUAGGUCCGAGAGGUCCACCAGGUUUAUUGGGAGCAACGGGGCAGACUGGUGUUAAAGGUCAAAAGGGUGAGCCAGGGGAGACACCAGACGACUCCAACCAGCGGGUAGCAUUCACCGUGGUGCGGACGAGCGACUUCACGUCUUCGAGGUCCGACACCCGUUUGCCCUUCCAGGAGACCGAGACGCUUCUGCCGGGUACCAGCUUCAAUCUUGAUACCGGCACGUUUACGUGUAGUGUGUUGGGCACCUACGUGUUUACGUUUUCUGUGCGCAAAUAUUCUUCCUCUAACUUUAUUGACGUUAGCCUCAGGAAAAACAACGACAAGGUCGUCGUAAUUACUUCCCAUGAUGAAUCUGAUCAACGUGGUCAGUUGUCUGGUAGCGCGGUGCUGAUUCUGCAACAAGGAGACACGGUGUAUAUAACCAUAUACGGUAGAGUGUGGAGUCAUCACACCGAGCACUUCACCUCAUUCAGUGGCUUCCUCCUUUACCUCGAACAGACAGACAUUAAUCACGAAUAA